Molecule: messenger RNA, 1108 nt
Organism: Pundamilia nyererei
Lineage: Eukaryota; Metazoa; Chordata; Actinopteri; Cichliformes; Cichlidae
Gene: nipsnap1
Product: nipsnap homolog 1 (C. elegans)
Exons: 10
Coding region: 201-1004 (267 amino acids)
Cellular component (GO): mitochondrion
Source: RefSeq, a predicted model, not a curated record
AUCAACUAAUUGGGUCUGAUCGAUUGUGCAUGUGCACUGGCUCGCUCUUUCACGUGCGUUUUUCAGUCUGUGGCUAGCUGACUCAGUAGUUUUAACGUGACUAGCGGUCACAUCACACACACACACACACACACAGAGGUAAACAUUAACCAGCACAAGUUGUUUGCGUGUUAAAGAAACUUUUUGCUGGAAAGAAGAACAUGGCGACAACUAGGUCUGUUCAGGCUAAAGGAUAUUUGCUGUACAGGAGGUUUUCAGAGAGCAGCGACAAAGGCUGGUUCCGAUCCUUAUUUGUGCACAAAGUCGAUGCCAGGAAAGAUGCUCACUCCAACCUGCUUUCAAAGAAGGAGACCAGCAACUUGUAUAAGAUUCAAUUUCAUGACGUCAAACCAGAAUGCCUAGAAGCAUACAACAGUCUGGAGGCUGAAGUGCAGAAAAGACUUCACGAGGACCAGGACUACCCGUGUGAGGUAGUUGGAAGCUGGAAUACCUGGUAUGGAGAACAAGAUCAGGCUGUGCAUCUGUGGCGAUACAGAGGAGGCUACCCAGCUUUGACUGAUUGUCUGCAGAAGUUGAGAGCUAACAAGGAGUACUUAGAGUUUCGGAAGGAAAGGGCCAAAAUGUUGCUUUCAAGACGAAAUGAACUUCUUCUGGAGUUCAGUUUCUGGAAUGAACCCCUUCCCAGACAAGGACCAAACUUCUAUGAAAUGCGCACCUAUUACCUUAAGCCAGGAACCAUGAUUGAAUGGGGCAAUCGCUGGGCGAGGGCAAUCAAACAUAGACAAGAAAACAAUGAGGCAGUAGGCGGUUUCUUCACACAGAUUGGCCAACUCUAUGUUGUUCAUCACUUGUGGGCUUACGAAAGCCUCCAGUCCCGAGAGGAGACAAGAAACUCUGCCUGGCGGAAAGAAGGAUGGGACGUAAACGUGUAUUAUACAGUGCCUUUGUUGCAAAGUAUGGAGUCAAGAAUAAUGAUUCCAACUAAGAGUUCACCUUUACAAUGAGAAAGCGACUGAGACUGCAAAUAAUUCAAUGACCAAAUUUUACUAAUUGUAGUUUCCAUUUCUUUUGUAUGAUCUGUGUUGUUACUAAAAGCAUUGAAGUAAAA